Messenger RNA from Lathyrus oleraceus (garden pea), 1794 nucleotides. Its product is annotated as ethanolamine-phosphate cytidylyltransferase. Gene Ontology annotation, molecular function: ethanolamine-phosphate cytidylyltransferase activity. Gene Ontology annotation, biological process: phosphatidylethanolamine biosynthetic process. Lineage: Eukaryota; Viridiplantae; Streptophyta; Magnoliopsida; Fabales; Fabaceae. The record is from RefSeq and is a predicted model, not a curated record. Gene Ontology annotation, cellular component: cytoplasm. The transcript has 9 exons. Bases 242 to 1504 code for a protein of 420 amino acids.
CCACACACAAACCAAAUCUGUCUUCCUUUGUGGCCCAGUUUUAUUUUCACGGAACAAUAAUAACCUGAAAAGGAAAAAAAUUCUACUAUUAUUCAUUGAUUAAUUCAGCAUCCAAUCCAGAAAACCGAAUAUUUUCCUUUUUACAAUUCCCUUCACGUUUAUUAUUAUUCGGUUCCUCAUCCUUCGAAUGAGGAAGAACCAGAAGAAUCAUCGGUGAGUGAGAAAACAAGGAAGAAAGCAAAUGGGUAGUAGUAGUGUUGAAUCGUUGUCGGAGAAGCAAGCGGUGGUGAAGUGGGUUGUCGGAGUCAUGAUCGUUGGUGUAUCAGUAUUGGGUAUAUAUUUGUCUGGUCCAUUUGGAUUAUGGAAAAAGAACAAUACUAGUAGAAGAAGGAACAAAAGACCGAUUCGUGUUUACAUGGAUGGUUGUUUUGAUAUGAUGCAUUAUGGUCAUUGUAAUGCUUUGCGCCAGGCUCGUGCUCUUGGUGAUCAAUUGAUUGUUGGUGUUGUUAGUGACGAUGAAAUUAUUGCUAAUAAGGGUCCUCCUGUUACCCCUUUACAUGAAAGGUUGAUUAUGGUGAAUGCUGUGAAAUGGGUUGAUGAGGUUAUUCCCGAAGCUCCAUAUGCGAUAACUGAGGAAUUCAUGAAGAAGCUUUUUGAUGAGUAUAAUAUAGAUUACAUUAUUCAUGGGGAUGAUCCUUGUGUUCUUCCUGAUGGAACUGAUGCUUAUGCUCAUGCCAAAAAGGCUGGCCGUUAUAAACAGAUCAAGCGCACCGAAGGAGUUUCUAGCACUGAUAUUGUUGGUCGAAUGCUGCUGUGUGUAAGAGAAAGGACUAUUACUGAUACUCAUAAUCAUUCUUCUUUACAAAGACAGUUCAGUAAUGGUCGUGGUCAGAAGUUUGAUGAUGGUGUUGUUGCUAGUGGAACCCGUGUAUCCCAUUUUCUGCCUACAUCUCGUAGAAUUGUCCAGUUCUCAAAUGGGAGGAGUCCAGGACCCGAUGCACGCAUUGUAUAUAUAGAUGGCGCUUUUGAUCUCUUUCAUGCCGGACAUGUGGAGAUCUUGAGGCUUGCCAGGGCUCGUGGAGAUUUUCUCCUUGUUGGGAUACACACGGAUCAGACAGUCAGUGCAACUAGGGGAUUGCAUCGUCCCAUCAUGAGUCUUCAUGAAAGAAGUCUAAGUGUGUUAGCAUGUCGCUAUGUGGAUGAGGUUAUAAUUGGUGCACCGUGGGAGGUGUCCAAGGAUAUGAUCACGACAUUUAACAUCUCAGUAGUUGCUCAUGGAACAUGUGCCGAAAAUACCGAUUUUCAGAAGGAACAAGCAAAUCCAUAUGCGGUUCCCAUUAGCCUUGGCAUAUUCCAAGUUUUAGAUAGUCCUUUAGAUAUAACAACUACUACAAUAAUUAGGAGGAUUGUGUCAAAUCAUGAGGCAUACCAGAAACGCAAUGAGAAGAAGGGUGAGAGUGAGAAAAAAUACUAUGAGAGCAAGACUCACGUGUCUGGAGACUGAUUCAUGUCUGUCAUAGGGAGACAUAAACAUUGGGGGGUCACCACCAGGAUUUCACACACUCCUCCCUACUUAUCUAUCUUAUCUCUUUUUUUGUUUGUUUUUUGUUUUUGUUUUUGGAGAAUAUGGCAGUUUUGUUCAGCUACGAGCACGAGUUCGGCUUCGUGGUUUGCGCAUCUGAUUUAUUAUUUAUUAAACUGAUUUUAACCAUAAGAAUAUGUAAGUGUUUGUCUCAUGAAAUUUGUGGUUAGCUAACUUAUUUAUAAUUAGUUUGAGGAAUGGUUGGUUAGCUA